Molecule: messenger RNA, 2661 nt
Organism: Xenopus laevis (African clawed frog)
Lineage: Eukaryota; Metazoa; Chordata; Amphibia; Anura; Pipidae
Gene: chaf1a.L
Product: chromatin assembly factor 1 subunit A L homeolog
Biological process (GO): nucleosome assembly
Cellular component (GO): CAF-1 complex; nucleus
Source: RefSeq, marked provisional
AUGCCUGGGAAGGAAGCAGCAGUAGACGUUAUGCAAUCCUCUACUAAAUCUAAUACAAAGAAGAUGGUACAAGCUCGUCUACCUUUCAAACGCCUGAAUCCAGUACCCAAAGAUGAAGGGUGUUUAGAAGAAAAAAAAGUAAGAAUCACUAAAAACGUGUCUCCUCAAAAAAUGUUGCACUCUCUCAACUCCUCUAUGGAAGAUAUGGAAAAUGACUGUGACAUGGAGACAGAAACUGUGCCAAUACCUAAAGCUGUAAAUGGGAAAGGGCCUUUGGACAACUAUAUUAGGAAAGCCCCCAAAGUGAGCCAUGCUCCCUCUAUCACCACUAUCGAUUUGACAGAAGAGUCAAGUAUUAGUAUUUCGAAUGACUGCCCGUUAAAUGGGGAGUCUGAAACGCACCUAGCAAAUGGGACACUUGCACUUGAGGAGAGCACACCCAAUCUUCCAUUAAGUGCAAAGGAGGAAUGCACUGUUUCAUUAGAGAAUAAGACUGUUGAGAAUACACAUUUUUCAGAACUUAAAUCAGACCAGCUGCAUCAGGCUGCAGCCACCUCUACUUCUGCAUCAAAUUUUUCUCCUGAAAGAGUAGUCAAAGAAGACUGCAACAGUUCUGCAGAUGAUGACUCUGCUUCGGUCUCCUCCAGUAGUUCCCCUGUUUCACUUAGCUCUCCUGAUGCACAGACUGGUUCCCAGUUCAGGAAUAGAAGCAGUCCAUCGACUUCCACUACCCCUACUGGCAAAGUAACUGCAAAUAAGACUUCUGCAGACAAGAAUAAAACCAAAGAUAAGGACAAGAAGAGGCAAGCCGAAAAGGAAGAGCGAGAACGUGCUAAAAAAGAGGCAAGGUCUUUAAAGAACUUGCAAAGAAAAAGAGGGAAGACGAGCGAGAGCAGCGGGAAAGAUAAGAAGGAAAAAAAGGAGAGAGAAGACAAAGAGAAGGCAGAAAAAAUGAAACUAAAGGAGGAGAAAAAAAGAGAGAAGCUUGAAGCCCUUGAGGCUAAGCAAGAAGAAAAACGAAAAAAGGAUGAGGAGAAGCGACAAAAAGAAGAGGAAAAGCGACAAAAAGAAGAGGAAAAGCGACUAAAAGAAGAGGAAAAGCGCGUAAAGGCUGAGAAAGCAGAGAUCACUAGAUUUUUCCAGAAACCAAAAACACCACAAGCUCCUAAGACAUUUUCUAGGUCAUGUGGGAAAUUUGCCCCUUUUGAGAUUAAAAAGGGUAUGGCAUUAGCACCUCUGUGUCGUAUUGAUUUUGAACCAGAGGCAUCUGAAGAGCUGGAUAGGUUCCUUCAGGAGCAAAAUUCCAAGAUUUACUUCUUUGAUGAAAUCAAGAAGAGAAAACCGCGCAAGAUGGGUCAGACCACAGUGCCAACUGUUAACAGCUUCGAGGUGGAUGAUGUACAGGUACUGGGAGAGUCGGAUCCUGUACUAGGUUCGAACAUGCUUGAAGGGCACAUAAAAGACAUUGGUGUACCAGAGCGCAAAAAGUUUGGGAGAAUGAAAUUACUACAGUUUUGUGAGAAUCACCGACCUGCCUACUGGGGCACAUGCAAUAGAAGGAGCAGGGUAAUCAACUCACGAAAGCCAUGGGCUCAGGACACAGGCAUGCUAGACUAUGAAGUGGACAGUGAUGAAGAGUGGGAAGAGGAAGAGCCAGGGGAGUCUCUGUCACACAGUGAGGGGGAGAAUGAUGAUGAUCCCAAAGAAGAUGACGAAGAUGAUGAUGGCUUCUUUGUUCCUCAUGGAUACUUAUCUGAUGAUGAAGGGGUAUCUGAUGAGGAAUGUACAGAUCCAGAGAACCAAAAAUUUAGACAGAAGCUGAAGGCUAAGGAGUGGUAUGAGUUGCAAACAAACGGCAAGAAGAUCCGUGCAAUGCAGCCUGUAGUGAUUGGUUGUGUGUGGUGGGACAGUAAAGCUUCAGAGAUUAGUCUUCUGCAAAAAUUUUCUGCCUGUAUUCUGGAGUCACCUGCAGUUGAUGAAGAGCUUGCUCAAGAGAUCAGCUCUGCUCAAAGCCUUAAGGACAGGCAAAUACUCUCCAAACUUGUUCCUCUACUUCAUGGGAAUGUCAAUGGAAGUAAGAUAAUGAUACAAGAAUUUCAGGAGUACUGUCGCCGGGGCCUAUUCUUGGAGGAUAAUGCAAGUGAUGCUGCAGGUAAUGAGUCCACCAGCCCCAACGUCACACCGCAAACACCAAGCAAUAUUAUAGUCCCUUCUAAAGCUCGCUUGAAGCGAUUAAUCUCAGAAAACUCAGUGUAUGAAAAGCGCCCAGACCACCGUAUGUGUUGGUAUGUGCAUUCUGAUGUCUUAAAGGGCCUUCAACAAGACAAUCUUCCUGUACCCUGCCAGUGGACUUAUAUCACUCAAGUUAACUCUGUAGCCAAGGAAGAUAAUGGUGCAAAUGGAGGAUCAUUACAAUCCCUGCCUUUGUCUGGCAAGAGGAAGUCUGCAGGGAGCAUGCCAAUCACAAAGUUCAUGAAGAGAGCAAAGGACCUUGAAACGGCUAUAAAUACAGAUAUGGAUGGCUUCCAGGCAGACAAUGAAGAGGAUGAUGAUGACUGUAUGAUUCUAGAGGACCAACAAGCUAAAGAUGCAGAGGACUCUACCAUAGAAUGCAAAAUAAACCUGAAUGAUUCUGCUGUCCUUGCCUCCUGCCAAAACUAA